Molecule: messenger RNA, 1533 nt
Organism: Rhododendron vialii
Lineage: Eukaryota; Viridiplantae; Streptophyta; Magnoliopsida; Ericales; Ericaceae
Product: alcohol dehydrogenase class-3
Exons: 9
Coding region: 101-1240 (379 amino acids)
Biological process (GO): formaldehyde catabolic process
Cellular component (GO): cytosol
Molecular function (GO): S-(hydroxymethyl)glutathione dehydrogenase [NAD(P)+] activity; zinc ion binding
Source: RefSeq, a predicted model, not a curated record
CAUAAUAGAGUCCCAUUGGCUACUCUCAUCUCUCUCUCUCUCUCUCUCUCUCUCUCUCUCUCUCUCCCUGGGUUGUGGUUUGCAGUCUCAUCUCAUAUCAAUGGCUACUCAAGGUCAGGUCAUCACGUGCAAAGCUGCGGUUGCUUGGGAACCGAAUAAGCCGCUGGUGAUUGAAGACGUCCAGGUGGCGCCGCCGCAAGCCGGCGAAGUCCGAAUCCAGAUCUUGUUCACUGCGCUCUGUCACACCGAUGCUUAUACUUGGAGUGGCAAGGAUCCUGAGGGUCUUUUUCCAUGUAUUCUUGGUCAUGAAGCUGCUGGGAUUGUAGAGAGUGUUGGUGAAGGUGUAACUGAAGUUCAGCCUGGAGACCAUGUCAUACCUUGCUACCAAGCAGAAUGCAAGGAGUGUAAGUUCUGUAAAUCCGGAAAGACAAACCUUUGUGGCAAAGUUAGGGGUGCCACUGGAGUUGGAGUCAUGAUGACUGAUCGCAAGAGUCGUUUCUCAGUCAAUGGAACUCCCAUUUAUCAUUUUAUGGGAACUUCAACAUUCAGUCAGUAUACUGUUGUCCAUGAUGUUAGUGUUGCAAAGAUUGAUCUAAAAGCCCCAUUGGACAAAGUUUGCCUUCUUGGUUGUGGUGUUCCGACAGGCCUUGGAGCAGUUUGGAACACUGCAAAAGUAGAACCCGGUUCCAUUGUUGCUGUUUUUGGUCUUGGGACCGUCGGUCUUGCAGUGGCAGAGGGUGCAAAAGCAGCUGGUGCUUCACGUGUUAUUGGUGUCGAUAUUGACAGAAAAAAGUUUGAUGUUGCUAAGAAUUUCGGAGUCACGGAAUUUGUGAAUCCAAAAGAGCAUGACAAACCAAUACAGCAGGUUAUUGUUGACCUUACGGAUGGUGGCGUUGACUACAGUUUUGAGUGCAUUGGAAAUGUCUCUGUAAUGAGAUCUGCCUUGGAGUGUUGUCACAAGGGAUGGGGUACCUCUGUUAUUGUGGGCGUUGCUGCUUCCGGUCAAGAGAUAAGCACUCGUCCUUUCCAGUUGGUGACUGGCCGUGUUUGGAAAGGAACAGCAUUUGGUGGUUUCAAGAGCCGUUCACAGGUGCCUUGGCUUGUGGAGAAGUACAUGAAGAAGGAAAUCAAGGUGGACGAAUACAUCACCCACAACUUGGCUCUUGAAGAGAUCAACAAAGCAUUUGAUUUGAUGCAUGAAGGGGGUUGUCUUCGCUGCGUCCUGAAGGUGCAAGCAUAAGAUGAUCCAUGCAGUCCUACCACCUAUCAGAAUCCAUAAUCCCUGGAAUCGCCUUUUGUUGUGGAAAAUCAAUUUCUAUAUGCUUUCUGUAAGCAUGGUUGGGGAUGGUUUUCCAGAAUUCAUCGUUUGCAUCACUAGUAGGAUUAUGUGUUACAGUAUCUAUUUGUGCUUAUAUUUAGCAACUACGGGCUCUGUGCGUAUGAUGUUACUGGAAGGAUUUUGCUUUGGGUGAUCUGCAUUCAAACAUAAGUUUGAUUUGAGUUUUUUCUAAUGUAAUUUUUGAGUGUUUCAAA